Molecule: messenger RNA, 1689 nt
Organism: Microtus ochrogaster (prairie vole)
Lineage: Eukaryota; Metazoa; Chordata; Mammalia; Rodentia; Cricetidae
Gene: Snx7
Product: sorting nexin 7
Biological process (GO): reticulophagy; piecemeal microautophagy of the nucleus; endocytic recycling
Cellular component (GO): phagophore assembly site; early endosome
Molecular function (GO): phosphatidylinositol binding
Source: RefSeq, a predicted model, not a curated record
AUGGAGGGCGAGCGCCUGGCGUCGGGUUCCUCGGAGCUGGCGGUCGGUGAGAGCCCGCGGGGCGGCGCCCCGAUCCCGGGUGGCAGCGGGUCCUGCAGCCUGCUGCAGGCCGACGUGCUGGAUCUGGACGAGGAUGAGGACGACCUGGAGGUGUUCAGUAAGGAUGCCUCACUAAUGGACAUGAACUCCUUCAGCCCUAUGAUGCCAACUUCCCCUUUGUCGAUGAUAAACCAAGUCAAGUUUGAAGAUGAACAAGAUCUAAAGGAUCUCUUCAUUACAGUUGAUGCCCCUGAAAGCCAUGUCACUACAAUUGAAACUUUCAUCACUUACAGGAUCAUAACCAAGACAUCUCGUGGGGAAUUUGAUUCCAGUGAAUUUGAAGUUAGGCGACGUUAUCAAGAUUUCCUCUGGUUGAAGGGUAGACUGGAAGAAGCACAUCCCACGCUCAUUAUUCCACCAUUGCCAGAAAAGUUUAUCGUGAAAGGAAUGGUGGAACGUUUCAAUGAUGACUUCAUCGAAACCCGCAGGAAGGCAUUGCAUAAGUUUCUGAACAGGAUCGCUGAUCAUCCGACUUUAACAUUUAAUGAAGAUUUCAAGGUUUUCCUCACUGCACAGGCCUGGGAACUGUCUUCUUAUAAGAAGCAAGGGCCUGGCUUGCUGAGCAGGAUGGGGCAGACAGUCAGAGCUGUGGCUUCCUCCAUGAGAGGAGUGAGGAACCGGCCGGAUGAGUUCACGGAAAUGAACAACUUCAUCGAGACGUUUAGCCAGAAAAUCAAUUUGAUAGAUAAAAUAUCUCAGAGAAUUUACAAGGAAGAAAGGGAUUAUUUGGAUGAAAUGAAAGAAUAUGGCCCCAUUCAUACUGUGUGGUCAGCGUCAGAAGAAGACCUAGUUGACACAUUGAAAGGCAUCGCCAGCUGCAUCGACCAGUGCUGUAAGGCCACCGAGAAGCGGAUGUCCGGGCUGUCAGAGGUCUUGCUCCCUGUUGUCCAUGAGUACGUGCUCUACAGUGAGAUGCUAAUGGGCGUUAUGAAAAGAAGAGAUCAAAUACAAACAGAACUGGACUCCAAAGUUGAAGCUCUGACCUACAGAAAAGCCGAUGCUGAUCUGCUUACAGAAGAAAUCGGGAAACUUGAAGAUAAAGUGGAGUGCGCUAACAAUGCGCUGAAAGCAGACUGGGAGCGGUGGAAGCAGAAGAUGCAGAAUGAUCUCAAGUCGGCCUUUACUGACACAGCCGAGGAGAACAUCCGCUACUACGAACAGUGCCUUGCUACGUGGGAAUCAUUCCUCACAUCACAGACUGACCUCCCCUUGGAAGAAGACUCUGAAGAUAAAAUUUAAUCCUGUUUGAUCUUUGAAAGACAGCGUCUAUCAACCAAAGUUGUUUUUUUCUCUGGAUUGGCUGUGCCCUUUCUGAAGUGGAUGACAAAUGAUUUUGCACUGUCUGGAAAACCAACAACUUAAAAACUCAGGUAUUCCAGGUCAUCAACGUGAAUUUGUGAUAUAAAUAUAUCUAUCUCGAUAUAUAGGUCUACUAUAUGAUGUAUAUUCUAUAGAUCUAUAGAUCUGCUAUAUGGAUAGAUAUUUAUCUAUGUCUAUGUGGUUAGAAAGAGAUUUAGUGUAAUUUUAAUUUUGUUCUUAAAUUUAUGUGCCAUUAAUUACAUAUACAGGUUUUUUUUCUUACAUAUUUUA